Messenger RNA from Hordeum vulgare subsp. vulgare (domesticated barley), 996 nucleotides. RefSeq lists its product as uncharacterized. Bases 1 to 996 code for a protein of 331 amino acids. The transcript has a single exon. The record is from RefSeq and is a predicted model, not a curated record. NCBI's taxonomy places the organism in Eukaryota, Viridiplantae, Streptophyta, Magnoliopsida, Poales, Poaceae.
AUGAACCAGGAGUUCUCGCUGGAGGUCGACUCCGCUGCCUACGCGGUUGUUCGGCUAUACGGCUUCCUUUUCACGGUGCCGCCUGAACCGGGGACGGCGGGCGACGAGCUCGGCAUGAGCAGCCCCGGCGACGACGAUCUGGUGCAGAUGGAGUGCGUCCCCGAGGGGGAGGGCCGGUUUCUGGGAGGCCCGGCGCCGUGGUUCGCCGCCGCGGGGUGCACGGCCGGCUGCAUGCGGGUCGCCGCCGUGGAGGAGGACCAAGAAAAAGAAGAAGAAGAAGAAGGAGGAGGAGGCAAGCAGAUCAUGGUGCUCUACCGCUACGCCGCUUUCUCGGUGUCAUCGGACGGCGUGGUGGCGCGAGGGAGCAACAAGGCGCACCUGCUCCGGUUCGUCGCCGCCGGCGACCACACGGCGAGGUCGCUGGCGUGGGCCGGGUCGUCCCUGGCUCGGCUGAUAUACCCCGGUCGCGUCAGCGAGCAGCUCCAGGAGCUAUGGUCGGGCCUGGCGGCGCAGGUGAGCGCGCUGCCGCGCGCCGCGCGCGUCGAGGUGUUCGUCGACGUCGGCAUCCUCCAGAGGUCGGUGUUCGUCCACGACGGCAUCCUCCGGAUGUCGGAAUACACGCCCGAGCGCGUGGAGCGGAUGCGCCCCUCGCUGGAGCGCAUGGCGGAGGAGCCGUGGCCCGUGCGCUUCACCGGCAUGGAGCUGCACCUGCCGGAGCCGAUGCGGCGCGGCCAUGAUAAAGACGAAGCCACCGUCAACGACGACGACGGCACGGACGCCGGUGAACGGCCAGCGAAGCGAAGGAGGGUCGUCGCCGCCGGGGAGGAUUGCCCCGUCUGCUUGCAGCUGCUGGAGGGCGAUGACCUCGCCGCGUGGCCGGGCUGCGUCAAGCCGCACGUCUUCCAUGGCGCGUGCCUGGAGGGCGUCCUCGUGGAGAGCAAGACGUGCCCUAUGUGCAGGCACACGCUGUACAUCGAGCCCAAACGCUCGACGUAA